GGGAGCUACAGAUUGAUUUGGCAAUGCCUUCUCAGCUGCAGUUUCGGAUGUUAGUUAGUCGGUGAGAGAAGUUGAAGGCAGUGUGGUUUCAGCACGGCUGACACGCUCACAAUGGCGCUCCGGUGGGCCAAUUAUUUUUUCCCGUUAUUAUUAACAAUUGGAGUGUUUCUCCUCGCAUCUAACCCGCAGCCUGUCCUGUCGUGCCCCAGCCGUUGCUUAUGUUUUCGUACCACCGUGAGAUGCAUGCAUUUAAUGCUGGAAUCUGUACCUGCUGUGUCUCCUCAAACGACUAUCCUUGACUUGAGGUUUAACAGAAUAAAAGAUAUUCAGCCUGGCUCUUUAAGACGACUUAAAAAUCUCAACACACUGCUCCUGAACAAUAAUCAGAUUAGAAGAAUUCCACGAGGAGUAUUUGAAGAUUUGGAGAACCUUAAAUAUCUCUAUUUGUACAAGAAUGAAAUCGCAUCAAUUGACAGGCAAGCAUUUAAGGGACUUGUCUCUCUAGAGCAACUGUACCUCCACUUCAAUCAAAUAGAAACCUUGGAUCCAGAAUCCUUCACUCACCUUCCAAAACUUGAAAGACUAUUUUUGCACAACAACAGAAUAACACAUUUGGUGCUGGGGACAUUCUCACACUUGCAGUCAAUGAGAAGGCUUCGUUUAGAUUCCAAUGCCUUGAACUGCGACUGUUCACUCCUUUGGUUGGCGGCUCUGCUGAAGCAGUAUGCAGAAUCUGGAAACGCACAGGCAGCUGCUACCUGCGAGUAUCCCAGGAGACUGCAGGGCCGGUCUGUAGCCACCCUCUCCGCUGAAGAGCUCAGCUGUGAGAUCCCAAGAAUCACAUCCGAACCCCAGGAUGUGGAUGUUACUUCGGGAAACACUGUGUAUUUCACCUGCAGAGCAGAAGGCAACCCCAAACCAGAAAUCAUCUGGCUUCGGAAUAACAAUGAAUUGGACAUGAGGGACGACUCUCGUUUAAACUUGCUAGAAGAUGGCACCCUAAUGAUCCAGGAUACCCGUGAAACUGACCAAGGAGUUUACCAGUGCAUGGCAAAAAACAUUGCGGGAGAAGUGAUGACUUCUCAAGUCACUCUUCGGUACUUCGGGGCACCAUCAAGGCCCAGUUUUGUAAUCCAGCCUCAGAACACUGAGGUGCUAGUUGGAGAGAGCGUCACCCUGGAGUGCAGUGCCACAGGGCAGCCUCAUCCACGGAUCUCCUGGACCAAAGGAGACCGCACUCCUUUACCUAGCGAUUCCCGCAUUGCCAUUACCUCCUCCGGAGGGCUCUUCAUACAGAAUAUCAGUCAGGCUGAUGGGGGACAGUACACAUGCUUCGCAAGCAACAAUGUUGAUACGAUCCACGCAACAGCAUACAUCAUAGUACAAGCCACGCCUCAGUUUACUGUCAUCCCAGAGGAUCAGGUAGUGGUGGAGGGGCACACUGUGGACUUGAUCUGCGAGGCACAAGGCUAUCCACGUCCUGAAAUAGCUUGGACCAGAGGAGGAAGUCCACUGCCUACUGACAGAAGACGUGUAGUUCUGUCUACGGGAACGCUGCGAAUUGCUAGGGUCGCCCCUCAUGACCAAGGCCAGUAUGAAUGUCAAGCCAUCAACAUCGUGGGCUCUGUUAGAACUGCAGUGCAGCUCACUGUACAACACAGAGUAACGCCUGUUUUCACAAAUGCUCCAAGGGACUUGACGGUGGAAUCUGGCAGUGAUGUACAGAUUCCCUGCAGUGCUCAGGGAGAGCCUGAGCCAGUGAUCACAUGGAACAAGGAUGGUGUUCAGGUAACAGAAAGUGGAAAGUUUCAUGUCAGUUCAGAGGGCUUCCUGGCUAUUCGGGAUGUAGGACCAGCAGAUCAAGGGCGAUAUGAAUGUGUUGCCAGGAACACCAUCGGGUACUCCUCUGUUAGCAUGGCUCUGACAGUUCAGGUCCGUGAAAUGAGUCGAAAUGGAGAUCCAUUUGUUGCAAUCUCGAUCAAAGAAGCAAUUGACACUGUUGAUCGUGCUAUCGACUCAACUCGGAGAAAUCUGUUUGACAGUAAUAAUCCUCGGACACCGAGUGAUCUGCUUGCCUUGUUCCGGUAUCCAAGGGAUCCCAAUACUAUUGAGCAGGCAAGGGCUGGGGAAAUAUUUGAGCGAGCUUUACAGCUCAUUCAAGAGCAUGUAAACCAAGGUCUUACAGUUGACACCAAUGGAACGGCUUUUCGUUACAAUGAUCUGGUGUCUCCAAGAUUCCUGGACAUGAUUGCCAAUUUGUCCGGCUGUACGGCCCACAGACGAAUUAACAACUGUUCCAACAUCUGCUUCCAUCAGAAAUAUCGCAGCCAUGAUGGCACUUGUAAUAACCUGCAGCAGCCAAUGUGGGGAGCCUCGCUGACUGCUUUUGAGCGGCUCCUCAAGUCGGUCUAUGACAAUGGCUUCAACCUGCCCAGGGGGGUCAACCCUGCUAGGCAGAUCAAUGGUCACCCACUGCCCCUCCCACGUUUUGUCUCCACCAGCAUGAUUGGGACAGAAACUAUAACCCCAGACGACAGGUACACCCACAUACUCAUGCAGUGGGGUCAGUUUUUGGACCAUGAUCUUGACUCCACAGUGGCUGCCCUGAGUCAGUCAAGGUUCUCCGAUGGGCAGCAUUGCAGCACGGCCUGUACCAACGACCCUCCCUGCUUCCCCAUCAUGUUUCCACCCAAUGAUCCCAGGACUUUUAGAAACGCAGCCCGCUGCAUGUUCUUUGUCCGUUCUAGCCCUGUGUGUGGCAGUGGCAUGACUUCAAUCCUGAUGAACUCAGUCUUCCCCCGGGAGCAGAUCAACCAGCUCACCUCCUACAUAGAUGCCUCUAACGUAUACGGGAACUCUCAUCACGAUUCAGAGGAGAUCAGAGACCUGGCCAGUCAGAGGGGCCUGCUGAGACAAGGCAUUGUCCAGCGGUCUGGCAAGCCGCUCCUACCCUUUGCCACUGGCCCUCCCACUGAAUGCAUGAGGGAUGAGAACGAGAGCCCCAUCCCUUGCUUCUUAGCUGGCGAUCACAGAGCCAACGAGCAGCUGGGCCUGACCACCAUGCACACACUGUGGUUCAGGGAGCACAACCGGAUUGCCACGGAGCUGCUCAGGCUCAACCCUCACUGGGACGGUGAUACCAUCUACCACGAAGCCCGCAAAAUCGUAGGUGCUCAGAUGCAACACAUUACAUACAGCCACUGGCUUCCCAAGAUCUUGGGGGAAGUGGGAAUGAAGAUGAUCGGGGACUAUAAAAGCUACGACCCCAAUGUCAAUGCUGGAAUAUUCAAUGCUUUUGCCACAGCCGCCUUUCGCUUUGGUCACACUCUUAUUAACCCAAUCCUGUUCCGGCUGGAUGAAAACUUCCAUCCCAUUCCCCAGGGUCACCUCCCCCUUCACAGAGCCUUCUUCUCUCCAUUCCGGAUUGUUAACGAAGGGGGCAUUGAUCCGCUGUUGCGGGGUCUCUUUGCGAAAGCUGGGAAGAUGAGAGUCCCGACGCAGCUGCUGAACACAGAGCUGACUGAGAGGCUGUUCUCCAUGGCUCACUCUGUGGCACUGGAUCUGGCAGCCAUGAAUAUUCAGAGAGGCCGAGACCAUGGAAUCCCAUCGUACAAUGAUUACAGAGUCUUCUGCAAUCUCUCAUCUGCCAGUACAUUUGAGGAUCUGAAGAAUGAGAUUAAGAAUCCCGAUGUAAGGCAAAAACUUGAGAGACUUUACGGCACACCUCUGAAUAUUGACUUAUUCCCUGCCUUAAUGGUGGAAGAAAUGGUCCCUGGCAGCAGACUUGGGCCGACUCUAAUGUGUUUGCUUGCAACACAGUUUAAACGCCUCCGAGAUGGGGACAGGUUCUGGUAUGAAAACCCUGGUGAAUUCACUCCAGGCCAGCUGACGCAGAUCAAACAGACCUCUCUCGCGAGAGUUGUGUGCGACAACAGUGACAACAUCACCAGGGUCCAGCCUGACGUCUUCCAGGUUGCAGAGUUCCCUCAUGGAUAUGUCAGCUGUGAGGAGAUCCCCAGAAUGGACCUGCGGAUGUGGCAGGACUGCUGUGAAGACUGUCGAACCAAAGGGCAGUUUAAUGCCCUUUCUUUCCAUUUUCGUGGUAAACGCUCUGCAGAAUACAGUUUUGCGGACAAAAAACUUUCCAGACAAGAGGACAAAAGUAACAGUCUGGGCUCUGUGGAAGAUGGUGCAGAAACAAUUAAUAAUGUAACCUUGUCGACAAGUCCUGACAAACAAAAACCUGAAACUGCAUUCAAUGACUUUCAAGACUUUGUGGCAGAAAUGCAAAAAACAAUCACAAGUCUACGAAAGCAGAUUAAGAAGCUUGAAUCUCGCCUGAGUGAAUCUGACUGCACUGAUGAAACUGGGAGAGAGCGAUCCAAUAGAGAGAGUUGGAAACGGGAUCCUUGUACCACAUGUGAAUGCAAAGAAGGACAGGUGACCUGUUUUGUGGAGACUUGUCUGGCAGUUGAAUGUCCAAGACCAGUGAAACUUAAAGGCGUGUGUUGUCCAAUCUGCUUGAACCCAGCAUUGAGCAAGAACGAAGAAGUAUAAAUCCAAACACCAGAAAGACUUGCCCUUUUACAGCUGCCUGUGUCGGAAUGUUUCAGUUGGUAACGAGAACUGUUUCCAGAACUGUUUCUGUUCUUCAAUCGCAAAGGGAGCAGGUCUGAUGCAGCCGCUACAGGGCCUGCAGGCCUUCCCACAAGAGGCCCGUUACCAUGGAAACAGUUAAAUGUUGUGGUGUACAUGCUCUUACCUUGUAUUACAGAUAUUCACAAGCUUGGUUACUAAGGAGGGAAUCACAACUGCAAUGAGUAUGAAAGGGUAUUAGAUAAUUAAUAUGACAGGGUGGUUUUAUUGUGUCUGCCAUGUUGUUUAUAAAAACCUUCUCAGGUUAGAAAUGCCAAAUAUUGGUGCUACUAUUUUCCCCUUAACUGUUUUUUGGUCAAACUAUGCAUGGCUACAUAUAUACAUUAUGUGCCUUUAUUCUUGAAUCACAUUUGAGAAUUUUUUUUUUUUUUUAAGUACUCAAGACAUUUUACGUAUAAAGUGACAAAACUUACUGCUUCUUUUUUUACUA
Polyodon spathula (Mississippi paddlefish) is the source of this 5086-nucleotide messenger RNA. Its product is annotated as peroxidasin homolog. The coding region runs from base 112 to 4557 and encodes 1481 amino acids. Gene Ontology annotation, molecular function: heme binding; protein binding; peroxidase activity. Lineage: Eukaryota; Metazoa; Chordata; Actinopteri; Acipenseriformes; Polyodontidae. The transcript is spliced from 23 exons. The record is from RefSeq and is a predicted model, not a curated record. Gene Ontology annotation, biological process: response to oxidative stress.